AUGACGACGCCUCUUCCCAAACGAAUUAUAAAGGAGACAGAGCGAUUACAAUCAGAACCUGUGCCUGGCAUCUCCGCAGUACCCCACGACGACAACGCACGAUACUUCGAUGUGAACGUUGAAGGACCAGGAGGAAGCUGCUAUGAAGGCGGCGUCUUCUCCCUCGAGCUCUUCCUCCCCGACGACUACCCUAUGUGUCCACCACGAAUCCGCUUCCUCACCCGCAUAUAUCACCCCAACAUCGAUCGUCUGGGCCGAAUUUGCUUAGACGUGCUGAAGAACAAUUGGUCGCCUGCACUGCAGAUACGGACGAUUCUGUUGAGCAUACAAGCGCUGUUGGGUGCACCAAACCCCGAGGAUCCGUUGAAUGAGGCUGUGGCGAAGCAGUGGAAGGAGAAUCAAGCAGAGGCAAUAAAGACGGCAAGGGAAUGGACGGAGAAAUUUGCCCAGAAAAAGUGA
This is a messenger RNA of Recurvomyces mirabilis, 459 nucleotides long. RefSeq lists its product as uncharacterized. The record is from RefSeq and is a predicted model, not a curated record. The transcript has 3 exons. NCBI's taxonomy places the organism in Eukaryota, Fungi, Ascomycota, Dothideomycetes, Mycosphaerellales, Teratosphaeriaceae. Bases 1 to 459 code for a protein of 152 amino acids.